AGGCUUUGUUCAAAAUUUCCCAAGCACCAGAGGCAAACAGUAUAAUCAAUAACUUUGUGUUUAGAGACUACAAGAAAAAGGCAGAGAGCAAAUAUUUUAUGGCAGUUAAUGACCAUAAUAAGAUCGAUGCCCUCAUCCGAAUAACAGAAGCAUUACAACCUAGCGAAAUAUGUGUGGCUAUUGACCGAUUUGAGGAGAAGUCACAUGAAUUUCAAAAGUGGAUACAAGAGAUACCUCGCCAUCAUAUUCUUGUCAUGGAGGAGUGUACAAUAGUACAUUUUACCACUAAACAUGAGGGUGGUAGAAGUUUGCUAGUUGUAUUUGAUGCUACAUUGCCCAAAGAUAUCUGCAACGACUUUGUUGACUCGUUUAUCGUUGUCCUUGUGGCUCCCCGGGAGCGGGCAUUACUGGAUAAGGGAAUCAAGGAAUUAAAUGCGCUGACUUAUGUUUAUUUUCAUGGUGUGAGAGAAGUAAAGAUCGAUCAGAACAAGAAGGGUGAAGGAAAUAUCAGUACGGAGAACAAGCAGCUGAAGUGGAAAGAAUGGAAGAAGCAUGUGUCCAAGGGACAGUGACUUUUUUCUUUUGCUUUUUUUCUUGGUUCUCAGUUGGAUGGAUAAUUGGAUUAGGUGUAGUGAGGAGAAUUGUUGGGUGAAGAGAUGUGAGAGCUGGAGUUUUCUGUAGACUAUGGUGUAGGGUCUGUUUAAACGGAGUCAGGCUGUAGUACGAAGACAGUUUUUUGGUUAGUUUUGCGUAGUAGUUCUGGUUGUGAUCAGUCUGCAAAACUGGUGUGCAGCUGUAAGCGGCAGCCUAAUCUUCUUUUUUAUUCUUUUUAUUUCCUGGAAUGUUGGAUACUUUGCUGUUUGUUAGAACGUACUUAUUUUGUUUUUUUUGUAAGAACGCCAAAUUUGGGUGCUCACUUAUUUAACUAAAGUGACAUUUUCUUUUGCUAUGCCUUGGUGCUUGAUUU
Messenger RNA from Phragmites australis (common reed), 967 nucleotides. RefSeq lists its product as uncharacterized. The record is from RefSeq and is a predicted model, not a curated record. Bases 99 to 572 code for a protein of 157 amino acids. NCBI's taxonomy places the organism in Eukaryota, Viridiplantae, Streptophyta, Magnoliopsida, Poales, Poaceae. The transcript has 3 exons.